AUGUCACGUCCUAUUCCUGUCCAGCGGAAUCUUACUUUAACUGAGGAGCUGGAGAGACUGGAACACCAUGCCCACAGGAUCGUCACGUCUAGCAUCCUCCCCAUUGUAGAACAAUAUGCGGCGCAGUCGCGAGAAGUUUGGGAAGGGUCAAAGUUCUGGAAGCAAUUUUUCGAAUCCAGUGCUAAUGUCUCCCUCUCGGGCUACGAGGAACAUCUUCCCAGCGAAAGCGGACAGGAGGGCACAUUUACCGAAGACUCAACCUUUAACACCCGCAAUUCAACAGACGACGACGUUACAGAAUCAUACGCCACAACAUCGUCUGAAUCGCUAGAUUUGCGUCACGGAGAUGAUGCUCCUGACCUCUCUUCACUUACAAUAACUCCAUCCCACAGUACGCCCCGUCCAAGAGUACACUUAGAGCGGGACAACGACGACGAAAUAACGAGCUCGUCCAUUAAUUACCCCAACCCAUACGAAGCUCUCCACAGAGUACCAGAAGAAACGCCCUCCCGGUCGCGCAUUGCUGAACCAGUCACGCCGGGGAGGACACAGCGAACACAUAGUGUGACGCACCAUGGCUCCCAAGCACCAACAUUCUCAGUUUUAGCUCCGUCCCCCACCCGUGGGAUGCCGUCCACUGUCAAAAAAGUAGGCAAACCGACAGAUCCAGUCCUUCGCCGCAUCUUGGAUAAAACGUACCGAAUCCAAGCCACCCCCCUGGCCAGCUCUCGCAAAUCAUACCACAACCCAACCCGCAUCAUCACCACUCCCAAAUCAAAACCCAGGUCAGGCUACCUGGAUUCCUCCCCCAUAUCGAGCCCAGAAAUCGAAGUCCCAAAACUUCACUCUGAAGUUUUUUCAUCCCCAAUCAAGGGAGGUGGUGAGAGUCGACCUCGUCAGCGACGGCCAAGUAAAUCCUCGAGAAUCCCACAACCAGGCAUCAGUGUGCUUACUCCCGCCAAACACAAGCAAAAUUCUUCGAAACCUAAAUCUAGUAAGGGUUGGGAGAGUGACGACCUUGACGAUGGCGAUGACGACGAUGCUACCUCCCUUUUCGGAAACAGUCCGCCUAAAACAAUACAGUUCCAUAUUCCACAAAGCAGAUUGCUUAAGACUCCUGCCAAGGAAGCCUCUAAACGUAUUGUUUCUGACCUGCUCUACACCGCUGGCGGCGGCGAGGACAACACAGACGAGUUCGAAAAUAGCCCCAGCAUAGUGCGUCGGGUGGCAGGGUUAGAAGAUGAAAGUUUCUAA
This is a messenger RNA of Paracoccidioides brasiliensis Pb18, 1254 nucleotides long. RefSeq lists its product as uncharacterized. Gene Ontology annotation, cellular component: DASH complex; mitotic spindle; mitotic spindle pole body. Bases 1 to 1254 code for a protein of 417 amino acids. The record is from RefSeq and is a predicted model, not a curated record. Gene Ontology annotation, biological process: attachment of spindle microtubules to kinetochore. The transcript has 4 exons.